Messenger RNA from Strongylocentrotus purpuratus (purple sea urchin), 1472 nucleotides. RefSeq lists its product as uncharacterized. Bases 1 to 1197 code for a protein of 398 amino acids. The transcript is spliced from 6 exons. NCBI's taxonomy places the organism in Eukaryota, Metazoa, Echinodermata, Echinoidea, Camarodonta, Strongylocentrotidae. The record is from RefSeq and is a predicted model, not a curated record.
AUGGAUGUAGCUGACUCGACCUGUGAUAGGAGCGUCUCACAAAGGACAAAGUGUAGCUUCAAAUGCAGUGAAACCGGUGACGAUGUUCGUACGGUCACGUGUGAAGCUAUGGGAUCAUGGAAUAAGGGACUUCCUAGAUGUGGAAGUUUAGGCUUAAAUGCCACCAUGAACAUGACCAUGAACAUGACCAUGAACAUGAACGCGAACAUGACCAUGAACAUGACCGCACGAAGAAAAAGACGCGAAACUUUGCCCUUGGACAAGCAAGAUGUUCUAACAGUUCAAGAAACGAGUUUGUCAAACGGCGAGAUGCAAAUAAACUUACUCAUAGGCGUCAUGUACAUGUCAGAAGUAACUGUUGAACGUUUGAUAGAACAGAUCAAAGUAGCUCUUCUUCUAGAAGUGGAUGAAUUCAGCGUUGUUUCAGUUGGUGUAACAGAUCUGGACGCACUCUGUUCCCCGACGCCCUGCACGAACAACGGCGAGUGCCAGGUUGACUAUAACACCUUUGAUUUCACUUGCGUCUGCGCCAGUGGAUACUCCGGGCCUCAAUGCUCUAACUCUUCUAACGUCGUACUCCUUGCUAUCCUAGUCCCUAUCACGAUUCUCAUUCUCCUCUUCAUCAUCUUCUUCGUCGUCCUCGUCGUUUACUAUCGUGUUCGUCUCCACAAACUGGAAGGGUAUAAAAAGAGACCAUUUCAUUACGACAUGAACGCUCGUCGAUAUGAAGAUGGCAUGCAGCAGCUGUACUUCAUAGAAGAUAGGAGACACCAACAUCACGACACAGAGACCUUCAAGAACAGCGCUAUGGGCCUUCGAUUCAGUAAAGAAAUCAAUGCUCGUAUGCAAGUGAGAUCUCAACAGAUGGAAUUACAUGGGCAUCACCCAUCAGCAUCCCAACAUGAUCCAACAGGUAGGCAUCGAGGUCGAACGGACCCGAUACAGAGUGGACGAAGCCUUCACGACCGACCAGUGACAGGCGACCAAGGAUUCCAGGGACAUCGCUCAAACGGUAUGCGCAGUCGGGGCAAUCCUUCCCUGAGUCACGAGACGGGCAGCAGCAACAGCGUAGUCUACAACAAGGCGGCCAGAAGGAGUGUGAAUGAUAGGAACAUGGUUUUUGUAGGCAGAUCCAGAAACGGGAGUAUGCCGUCUGAUGUGCACGUAGCUAACGGUUUUAACGACACACGUCUUUAAAACAGGGUUCUGUACAAGCCCAUCAAAUCAAUAUCCCUACCCAAAUUAUAUCACAGGAGAGACCUUUCGGAUUGAUUGCAAAAUUCCUAAAUCCGGCUGUAACUUUCUUGGAUAGUUGUAUGAUUUUUAUUCAUGUACUUAGGAAUGCGCUGAACAAUACUGGAAACCUUUCAUUUUUAAUUGAGGUUUUGUACUAAAAAUUAUAUUUAUACCCGCCUUUUAAUUAAACCUAGAUAUUCGCAAUUGUUUCUUUUUUUAAAGAUUAUGUUCAUCAU